CGUCUGUCGCGAUCCUUCAGACCCGCAAUUAGUCUUCGUGUGUAUUUUGUCGCGAGGAUGUCUUGUAAGAGGUGCGUUUCGAUCAUUGGUUCCGGGAAUUGGGGUUCAACGAUAGCGAAGAUUAUUGGGCGGAAUGUGUUACAGAUGGAAUCUUUUGAAGAUAAGGUGCGGAUGUGGGUUCAUGAAGAGAUGAUAAAUGGUCAGAAGCUUACUGAUUUGAUUAAUAAGGUCCACGAGAAUGUAAAAUAUCUUCCAGGCGUAAGACUUCCGCCGAAUGUUGUUGCGUUGCCUGAUCUUGAGAGCUGCUGUCGAGAUGCCGAUGUAUUGAUCUUUGUCCUACCUCACCAGUUCCUCAAAAAUGUAUGCCAGGCAAUGAAGCCGCAUCUGAAAUUCGGGUGCUACGGCUGUUCUCUAAUUAAAGGUUUGAACAAAGUACCUGGUGUGGGAGUGAGCUUGUUGACAGACCUUAUUCGCGACACGCUUAACAUCCCCUGUGCUGUCAUGAUGGGUGCGAAUUUGGCCUCGGAAGUAGCUGAGGAGAAGUUUUGCGAAUCUACUGUUGGGUCUUUGGAUCGGUCACAAGGGAUGGAAUUGAAAGAACUCUUCGAGGUUUGUUGUUUGCGAUUUGUUGAGCCUACAGACACCAGAUUCGCUUUCGGUUCCCGUUAUUUUAUAUGGGGUUUAUCUUCCGACAUCGCCCUCGAAGUGUAUGCACUUCUUGAUGAAUCCGGGACGUGCUUUAACUGCGAUGUCAUGCCAUAG
Molecule: messenger RNA, 762 nt
Organism: Hydatigera taeniaeformis
Lineage: Eukaryota; Metazoa; Platyhelminthes; Cestoda; Cyclophyllidea; Taeniidae
Source: the annotation of a GenBank genome assembly